Knipowitschia caucasica is the source of this 3954-nucleotide messenger RNA. The record is from the annotation of a GenBank genome assembly. NCBI's taxonomy places the organism in Eukaryota, Metazoa, Chordata, Actinopteri, Gobiiformes, Gobiidae.
AUGUCCAGACGCAAGCAAGCUAAACCUCAGCACCUCAAGUCUGACGAGGAGCCCGCGCUGACAGGAGUGAUCUCCGAACACGGUCGAGGUGAGGUGGUGGAGGACGCAGACAGCGGCAAUGAGAGUCGCAGCGGCAGCGAGGAGACGCAUGUGUGUGAGAAGUGCUGUGCUGAGUUCUUCAAAUGGGCUGACUUCUGUGAACAUUUAAACAGCUGUACGAAGAACCCACUGGUGCUCAUAGUGAAUGAGAAUGAAGACACCCCUAACCCCUCCCUGGAGUACCCUGGGGAAACCUCCCCUGUCCCCAGUUGUUCCAGUGAGCAGGACGACAGCGAGGACCCCAGGGAGGGGAACCACAGCCCUGUGGGCGAGAGGGAGGACAUGCCCGACACUGAGGCCUUAGAGGGGGUCAAUAUCCUGGACAAGGAGGACGAACAGAUGGAGCUGGACUUGUGCCCUGAAAAGGGCCUGGAUUCAGAGGAGGGAGACAUGACUUCCCCUGAGCCCGAUACCCCUCUACCUCCACUUGGCGAUCUUUCCUCCAGCCUCGCUGCGUACACGAUGCCCAGCACCAACGUCACUCUGGAGACGCUGCAGGGCACACGCGUGGCUGUGGCACAGUUUUCACAGAGUGUGAGAGCUGCAGGCACUGGUGUCUCCACUAUGGCCAUCCCCAUGAUCCUGGACCAGCUGAUGGCCCUGCAGCAGCAGCAGAUUCACCAGCUCCAGCUGAUCGAACAGAUCCGCAGUCAGGUGGCUCUGAUGAACAGACAGUCUGCAUCACAGCCACAGCUCAACCACCUCAACACAUCUGCAAGUCAGGCCUCCGUCUCCUGCAUUCCUCCCCUCCCCAGUCAGCUGCAGCUACACAGCUUCAUCACUCCCCCUGUCCAUCAGCUGCCUGUUAGGUUGCCAGCCACACUUAAUGGCCAAGGGCCAUCACCUCUGACCUCUACAAUGGAGGGGGCUCUUUCCCAAACACCACAAAGUGGUGGUCAGAUGUCUAACAACUCUUCAAUACUCAACACUUCCUCUAACAGUCCCGUGUUUCCUCCUCCGGCUGGCCUGUCGUCUCUACUGCCCUCCUGCUCGUCCACAGUCACAAACAUUAGCAGCAGUAGUAUAACAGCCAGCAGCCUCAGUAACAGUGUGUCUCUACCCAGGAACUCCAGCACUCCUCCAUCACUCAGCCACAGCAGCCUCCUGAGUUCUGCCUCUAACAUGCCACUGAUACCUCACAGUUCUUCCAGCAGUGUUAUCUUCCCUAACCCACUUGCGAGCAUCGCAGCCACAGCCAAUGCUCUGGAUCCUCUCUCUGCACUGAUGAAGCACCGCAAAGGGAAGCCCCCAAAUGUGUCUGUAUUUGACACUAAGCCCAGCUCUGACGACCCCUUUUUCAAGCAUAAGUGUCGUUUCUGCGCCAAGGUGUUUGGCAGUGACAGUGCUUUACAGAUCCACCUGCGUUCCCACACUGGAGAGCGGCCCUUCAAAUGCAACAUAUGUGGAAAUCGUUUCUCCACCAAGGGUAAUCUCAAAGUGCAUUUCCAGAGACACAAAGAGAAAUACCCACACAUUCAAAUGAACCCCUAUCCUGUGCCAGAAUAUCUGGACAAUGUGCCCACUAGUUCAGGCAUACCAUAUGGCAUGUCUUUGCCCCCGGAAAAGCCUGUCACCACAUGGUUAGACAGCAAGCCUGUCCUUCCCACUGUGUCCACAUCUGUAGGGCUGCAGUUGCCUCCCACUAUGCCCAGUAUGAUGGGGGGCUUUGGCGAUUCUCCAAGUCUUACUCCACUCAACAGGUCUCCACAGAGAGCCUCUCCACCCUCCAGUGAGUGUGCAUCCCUUUCUCCUAACAUUAUUAAUGACACUUGUAUGACCACUACUUCACCGUCCCCAAAACUCAACUUUGGGAGUGAUGCCCCACACCUAAGAGCCGAUGGCAUUUUACUGCCUCCAAGCUGCCCCACUCGUCCAGUAGACAACACCACCACUACAUCAACGGUCACUCAAGUGCUUCUGUCAACCGCUGUAACGUCCACCACAUCCACCAGUGGGGGCCAGGGCCCUGAGCCCAUUGGCAGUCCAAACUCUGCCUCAAACGCAGUUACCCACCCUGUUCUCCCUAUGCUGUCUGACCAGUUCAAGGCCAAGUUUCCUUUUGGAGGCCUUUUAGAUUCUAUGCAAACCUCGGAAACAUCCAAAUUGCAGCAGCUUGUUGAGAAUAUAGACAAGAAGAUGACAGACCCAAACCAGUGUGUUAUCUGUCACCGUGUGCUGAGCUGUCAGAGCGCUCUGAAGAUGCAUUACAGAAUUCAUACAGGAGAGAGGCCCUUCAAAUGCAAGAUAUGUGGAAGGGCAUUUACCACCAAGGGUAAUCUGAAAACCCACUUUGGAGUGCAUAGAUCUAAACCGCCACUCCGAGUCCAGCACUCCUGUCCCAUAUGUCAGAAAAAGUUCACCAAUGCUGUGGUGUUACAGCAGCACAUCAGGAUGCACAUGGGGGGGCAGAUCCCAAACACCCCUGUUUCAGAAAACAUUCAAGACAUGGACACUGACAUGUAUGACGAAAAGAGCUUAGAUGCAAUGAGUACUUAUGAUGAUGACCUUCUGGACGAAAUGGAAGCAGCAAUUGACAAUGAACCUGACUUAAAAGAUGUAGAUGUAGUUGAUGUAUCAAAACCGUAUUCCCCUGGAAUUUCCCCCCCUCCAUCUAUUAACUCCAGUAUUGCUGCCAUGGAGAACCAGAUGAAGAUGAUUGACUCCAUUGCCAACAUGACCCACACAACUGGUCUGAAGCCAACCCUGAAUGGCAGCAACAGCUUUGGAGUGGAGAAUGAUUGCUUUGCCACUGAUUCUCUGUCUGCAGUGGGAGACGCAGAAGGUCAGAGCCUGGGGAGCCCGGCUUUGUCAGACUCCUCUGGCUCCAUGCAGCACUUGUCCCCCGCGCACAGCCACUCGGAGAGCCAGCGGUCCAAGUCCCCAAUUAUAAUGAACAAUAAUAACAAUGGCAACAUCAUGACAGCAGAGGAGGGUCCGGAGCACUAUACAGGCAGCUUGGCAACAGUAAAGUCAGAAAAAUCUGAGACGCCAUCUCCGCUCGCUGCUACGGAAGGCAUUGGGGCCCUUGACCUCACUGCCACUCAACCUGGCAGGCACUUUAUCAAGGAGGAGAGCCACUUCAACAUGCUGUUCCUGAAUAGAGACAGAGGUUUGAACACCCCCAGUUUGGCCAGCACCGCCUCCAACAUGAUCAAAAUGGAGAUGAAUGGCCACGGGAAGUCUCUGAGUGAGGGCUCCCACCUGGCCGUGGGGCUGCAAGGCCACGCCGCUCCCCCACAGAGCUCCAGCCUGAGCUCCAGCCUCACCCCCAUGCUCGCCCCCCCUCCCCCCAGACGCACACCCAAGCAGCACAACUGCCAUUCCUGCGGGAAGAACUUCUCCUCCGCCAGUGCCCUGCAGAUCCACGAGCGCACGCACACCGGAGAGAAGCCCUUUGCCUGCUCCAUCUGUGGACGCGCCUUCACCACAAAAGGAAACCUCAAGGUCCACAUGGGCACGCACAUGUGGAACAACGCUCCAGCGCGCAGAGGUCGGCGUCUCUCUGUGGAAAACCCCAUGGCGCUGUUGGGCGGUGAUGCCAUGAAGUUCAGUGAGAUCUUUCAGAAAGACUUAGCGGCUCGAGCCAUGAACGUGGACCCGGGCUUCUGGAACCAGUACGCGGCCGCCAUCACCAACGGCCUGGCCAUGAAGAACAAUGAGAUCUCUGUGAUCCAGAACGGAGGCAUCACCCAGCUGCCCGUGAGCCUCGGAGGCUCCGGGAUGGGCUCUUUGGGGCCGAUGCACGCAGGCAGCAGCCCCCCCAUGACCGCUAUGGACAAGACCACUCUGGAGGUCGGGGCAAGUCGACCCUUCUCCAGGUUUAUGGAGGAGAGCAAGGAAAUUGGGAUCAAUUGA